GCUGUGGCGCUUCCUUCCUUCCUUCCUGCCCAAGUGAUUCAACGGCAGCGUUGUCUCUUGCCACAGCAGAGAAGACCUCAUCCAGGCGUGGUACCAGGAAGAGCUUGCACAGAUGGCUGUUGACGUAUCCCACCGCUAGCCUGCUCGAUGCUGUGUUUCAUCCCGGAGUCUGCACCUGCCCCCAAUCCGCGGUUCCUUUCCUGUCCUCCUUCCGGGUGGCAUGGAUGCCUUCCACACGGGUGACAUCUACUGGAUUUUGGCGCUGACAGUCCCUGUUCUGGUGGUUCUGCUUGUGCUCUGCAUUGAUUGCCGAGACGACGAAUUAGACACGCCACCUGUUGAUGAUUACCAGUACAAGCCUUCAUCGAGUGCCCAUUCCCAGACAUUCAGGGUGCUGAGACGUCCUCCCUCUCCACCUUGGUCUGCCAUCCAGUCCCAGCCAGACUUGCGGAGAUGCCCCCCAUACAGUCUUGCUGGUCAAUCAGCAUCUUACAUCAAAGUCGAAGGUGAUAAUGAAAGCGUUCCCAGCUAUGAAAAUGAAGAACAGGCCUGCGUCACUGACGAAGAUGAGAAUUAUUUCCCUGGAUACAUCGAGGUGCUGCCUGACAUCCCACUUACAGAUCAGAGGAACGAGGACCAUGCUUCCUCAGAUUCCAUAGUGGACCAGUAUGAAAAUAUGCCAGAGUGUCAGCGGCAUUCACUCGGUGAAUAUGUCAAUGUACUAGAACCAGAGGCGACCAUCUUAGAUCCUUGUUUUGUAGGCACCAGUGAUCAAGAAAGUGAAGAUGACACUCCAGACUAUGAGAAUGUCUGUCCUGGGCUUUGAGACUGGAAGGUUCAUUUCAAGGCGGCAUUCCUCGGUGGCUCCAGGCAUGGUCUUUCAGGAUGGAUCUUCACUGACUUUGUUGGCCUGAGGACAUAUUCACACACACACACCCAGUCACCCUAAAUCUCCCCAUAACUUAUUGCCCUCCUUUGCACUUUGGCUGACGCAUCCUGAGAAUUCCCCACGAUCCUUGGCAUCAAGAUUCAGAAGCUCAGCAGUCCGAGUGGAUCUGGCCUCCUGUCUCCCCAAAGCAAUCUGGGUCCUUUGGCUAAAUUUUCUGAUUGUCUUGGGCUAAAUAAAGAACCAGGAAUCCCA
Molecule: messenger RNA, 1141 nt
Organism: Elgaria multicarinata webbii
Lineage: Eukaryota; Metazoa; Chordata; Lepidosauria; Squamata; Anguidae
Exons: 13
Coding region: 221-826 (201 amino acids)
Biological process (GO): inflammatory response; regulation of T cell activation; intracellular signal transduction
Cellular component (GO): immunological synapse; membrane
Molecular function (GO): protein kinase binding
Source: RefSeq, a predicted model, not a curated record